UACUAUCGUUGAGAAAUACGCAAGAAGAGGAACCACCGGAUCCACAAUUAAUGAGGCUGGAUAAUAUGUUGAUUGCCGAGGGUGUGGCAGGUCCAGAAAAAGGGGGUGGUGCGGGGGCUGCGGCAUCGGCAUCGGCAGCUGCUGCUGCUGGACCACCUGGACAACCUGAUAACGCGAUCGAACAUUCGGAUUACCGAGCGAAACUUGCUCAGAUCAGGCAAAUCUAUCAUCAGGAACUCGAAAAAUACGAGCAGGCAUGCAACGAGUUUACGACCCACGUGAUGAAUUUGUUGAGGGAACAGAGUCGUACCAGGCCAAUAACGCCGAAGGAAAUCGAAAGAAUGGUUCAGAUUAUUCACAAGAAAUUUUCGAGUAUUCAAAUGCAAUUGAAACAAUCUACUUGCGAAGCAGUUAUGAUUUUGAGGAGUCGUUUCCUCGAUGCAAGGCGUAAGAGACGGAACUUUAGUAAACAGGCUUCUGAAAUCUUAAACGAGUACUUCUAUUCGCACCUGAGUAAUCCAUAUCCGAGCGAGGAGGCCAAAGAGGAACUCGCACGGAAAUGUGGAAUCACCGUGAGUCAGGUUUCCAAUUGGUUCGGCAACAAGAGGAUACGCUACAAGAAAAACAUAGGUAAAGCGCAGGAGGAGGCGAACUUGUACGCAGCCAAAAAGGCAGCUGCAGCUUUUGCAGGAGCGUCGCCGUACAGUAUGGGUGGUGCCAGCCAGGGUACACCAACGCCGAUGAUGUCACCUGCACCACCUGGUGGACCUCAGGAUAUGGCGGGAUACGGUAUGGGAAUAAAUGGAAGUGAUUAUGGCUCGCAACCUUACAAUGACGGUUCCAUGGGUUACGACCCAAUGCACCAGGAGCUGUCGCCUUGAAAUCCUUAGGAGAAAUACGCAAGAAGAUUUUGCUAAACCGAUAGAAAAAAAAAAAAAAGAGAGGAAGAGAAAGAGAGAGAGAAAGAGAGUGAGAGGGGAAUUAAACGAAACGAAAAAGAAAAGAAAAAUUAAAUAAUCCCAAAUAAUAAACAAAACAAAAUUAAAACAAAAGAUUUAUUAUCGAUAGUAAACGCAUUAAAGAACGAUAUCGUAAGGGAAGCCAGAAAAAGCAACACAAAGUAAAAAGGUAAAAAAAUUUCAACAAGAAAAAAAAAAAUAAAAAAUAAAAAAAUAAUAAAAGAAUAAAAGAAAGAAAGAAAGCAGGCAAUCUGAUCACCUCACUAUCUGUGAUCCGAUACUCGUCAUUCGCUGGCGGGUUAUACGAUACUAAAAAUAUUGAUAUAUUAAUUUAUUAAGAGAAAGAAAGAAAGAAAGAGAGAGAAAGAGAGAGAGGAGAGAAAUAAAUAAAUAUGUGUAAAAGUGUGCGCAGGAGCACGGAAGCGUUCGUAUACGAAAUAAAUUUAUCUAAGAGAGUAACAAAUUAAAUAAGUAUUAAAAAAAAAAAGAACCAAAAAUUAAUUCGUUUAUUCUUUAAGAAUGAAAAUAUAUAUAUGAAUAAAGUAGAUAUUCGUAUUACCGACCGAGCAUGCUCGGUAAAGAAGAUUCCUGUUGCUGGGUCGUCGAACUAAAGCGCGAAGGAAAAGUCUGCGUGUUCAAAUAUAUUUAAAAGGAAAAAAAAAGAAAAAAGAUUUUCUUUUUUUAGUAAUAUUUUUUUAUUCCUUUUCCCUCGAAGAAGAUAGAGGAGGAGGAGGAGGAGGAGAAGGAGGAGGAGGCUUUUCCUACGGCUGCUGAUUUCGACGUUGGGAACGAAAUUAUUUUACGGCCUAAUGUUUACUUCUCCAUUUUUAUAUUUUACUUUUCUAUAUUAACAAUAAAUAAUUAAUUAAAUAAAUAAAUGGCUUGCCGAAUCGUUAAGGAACGCUUCCGGGCUUCGAUGACGACAUCAUCUUCCUCUCCCGGUGAUAAAACGAAGAAGAAAGCAGAAAAACUAAAAAGAUUAGAGAGAAAGAGAGAGA
This is a messenger RNA of Polistes canadensis, 1957 nucleotides long. It is a transcript of the gene exd, whose product is annotated as homeobox protein extradenticle. Gene Ontology annotation, cellular component: nucleus. The record is from RefSeq and is a predicted model, not a curated record. Lineage: Eukaryota; Metazoa; Arthropoda; Insecta; Hymenoptera; Vespidae. The transcript is spliced from 6 exons. Gene Ontology annotation, biological process: neuron development; embryonic organ development; animal organ morphogenesis. The annotation marks the transcript as partial. Gene Ontology annotation, molecular function: DNA-binding transcription factor activity, RNA polymerase II-specific; RNA polymerase II cis-regulatory region sequence-specific DNA binding.